GACAUAAGACCUCUUAUCAACGUCUUCUCCGGUCUGUGCAAAAUCAAAGAUAUUACCGUUAUCAUAAGAAUGACAUCUUGGCUUGUCAUCAUUUUCUUCGUGCUUGCAUCGAGCAACUUGAAAUGUUUAUUAAAGAAAAUAGAUUGGUUCCUCCUAAUCCUCUUGCAUAUUCUUGA
Racocetra persica is the source of this 176-nucleotide messenger RNA. The record is from the annotation of a GenBank genome assembly. Lineage: Eukaryota; Fungi; Glomeromycota; Glomeromycetes; Diversisporales; Gigasporaceae.